Molecule: messenger RNA, 1511 nt
Organism: Procambarus clarkii (red swamp crayfish)
Lineage: Eukaryota; Metazoa; Arthropoda; Malacostraca; Decapoda; Cambaridae
Gene: Pdhb
Product: Pyruvate dehydrogenase E1 beta subunit
Biological process (GO): pyruvate decarboxylation to acetyl-CoA
Molecular function (GO): pyruvate dehydrogenase (acetyl-transferring) activity
Source: RefSeq, a predicted model, not a curated record
GGUGUAAAAAAAAAGAUGAAGGUGGAGCCGGAGUUGAGACGCGUCCAGGGGAGUGUUGUGGUGCGCCGGCUGCUGCUGCUGCUGCUGCUGGACCUUCCUCUUGCUCCUGCUGCUGCUGAGCUGCUCAUGACAACCACAACAACCAUGGCACUCUCCGCCACUAGAGUAGUUAAGAGGUUGUCUGGAGCAUUGAGUCGGAGUUUCUCAACAAGUAGAGUUGUAGCAGCCAAUCAAUUAACCGUCCGUGAUGCCCUCAACACCGCCCUCGAUGAAGAAAUGGAACGUGAUGAAACGGUGUUCCUGAUGGGAGAAGAGGUAGCUCAGUACGAUGGUGCUUAUAAGAUAUCUCGUGGCUUAUGGAAGAAGUAUGGUGACAAGCGAGUAAUAGAUACUCCAAUCACUGAGAGUGGUUUUGCUGGUAUAGCUGUUGGAGCAGCCAUGGGUGGGUUGCGACCAGUGUGCGAGUUCAUGACCUUCAACUUCUCGAUGCAAGCCAUAGAUCAUGUUAUCAACUCUGCUUCUAAGACCUUCUACAUGUCUGCUGGUCUGAUCCAUGUACCAAUUGUGUUUCGUGGACCGAAUGGAGCAGCUGCUGGUGUAGGGGCCCAACACUCCCAGUGUUUUGGGGCCUGGUAUUCUCACUGCCCUGGACUAAAGGUGGUGUCCCCCUAUUCAGCUGAAGAUGCAAGGGGCCUUUUGAAAGCAGCCAUUCGUGACCCUGAUCCUGUGGUUGUGUUGGAGAAUGAACUUCUGUAUGGAACUCCUUUUGACAUUUCUGAGGAUGUCCUCAGCAAGGACUUUGUGGUUCCCCUGGGGAAAGCCAAGGUGGAGCGUGAAGGACAACAUAUAACCUUGGUAGCGCACUCCCGAGCUGUUAUGUUGGCACUGGAGGCUGCCACGACACUUGCUGGGGAAGGUGUGGAGUGUGAGGUCAUCAAUCUUCGUUCUCUACGACCCUUGGACGAAGAAACCAUUGUUAAGUCAGUGAUAAAGACUCAUAACUUGGUGACAGUUGAGCAAGGUUGGCCCCAGUGUGGCAUUGGCUCUGAGAUUUGUGCUAGAGUAGUUGAAAGUCCAGCAUAUCACUACCUAGAAUCUCCUGUUGUACGUGUGACGGGAGUUGACGUUCCUAUGCCAUAUGCCAAGAGUUUGGAAAUAGCAUGUAUUCCACAACCCCAUGAUAUAAUCAAGGCUGUGAAGAAAGUUCUGAAAAUCAUAAAAUAAAAUAGACAAUAUAGUAAGUGUUUGCAACUAUUUUAUUAAGAAGACAUACAUUACAUGAGUUCUACCUAAUAUUGACAAAAAUCAUCAUGUUCUUGCCAUGUGAACUCUUAUGAUUACCUACUGUAGAUAUGAUUAGGAAUUAUUUAUAUAAUUGUUCACACUUCUUAUAUAACAGCAAGGCAUACAUUACCAGUAUGCACAACUGUACUGUUUAAUAUUUUGGCUGUACAUAGUAUUUGUUAUACAUAAUGUUAAUGUUCAGGAUUAUUAAACCAUCCCCAUUUUUA